AUGGCAGCCAACCACGCCCUCGACCAACGGAUUGCACGUGAAAACCCGUCGAGCGUGGACAUCGAAUCCUUUGACGGCACCGAGACCUCGUACAUUGAAAUGAACCUCGGCUUGGGCCUGUUUGAGCAGCGGCAACGACAGGGUACUGGGAAUGGCGGUGCUGUCGAAGAAGGAAAAGGUUCGAGUGACGAUUCGCAGACGACUUCCGACGAUAGCUCCGACGACAGCUCGAGUACCGACAGCUCGAGUGAAAACGAGAAUGAUGAUGCUUCUUCGAUGGAAGAUGAUGAAUCAGAUACGCGCUCUGAUCAAAAUGAUAGCGAAGAAGACAGUCGAGAGGACGUGGAUCUGAUCGCGCUUGUGACGGGCACCCGUCCCAUGCGUCCAUUACCGCGUCGGCGUCGGGACCGUACACGGAUGGAGACAGUCAUCUCGGGACAAGGGAGCGUCGAAGAUUCCAUUGGUGGCGGGAGCGCGCCUGAUGUCGCGCCUAGCGCUAUUCCUGGUGGCAAAGGCGCGCAGCCACGUAUCGUCGUACUCAGCUCCACUUCGGCGGACGUUCCGGAAGACGCGGAGGUAUCGAACACGUAA
Messenger RNA from Serendipita indica DSM 11827, 591 nucleotides. NCBI's taxonomy places the organism in Eukaryota, Fungi, Basidiomycota, Agaricomycetes, Sebacinales, Serendipitaceae. The record is from the annotation of a GenBank genome assembly.